This is a messenger RNA of Dunckerocampus dactyliophorus (ringed pipefish), 4673 nucleotides long. It is a transcript of the gene arhgap10, whose product is annotated as Rho GTPase activating protein 10. The record is from RefSeq and is a predicted model, not a curated record. Gene Ontology annotation, molecular function: GTPase activator activity; protein binding. The transcript has 23 exons. Lineage: Eukaryota; Metazoa; Chordata; Actinopteri; Syngnathiformes; Syngnathidae. Gene Ontology annotation, biological process: signal transduction. Gene Ontology annotation, cellular component: cytoplasm. The coding region runs from base 396 to 2660 and encodes 754 amino acids.
UGCGCACUCUUUGGUAGAAGUUUCCCUACACGCACACACACAGAGAUGUCAGCAGAGUUUGCCAAUCUGUCACUUUGCAAGGCGGGGUGCAUUUGAUGAGAAAAGAAGAUAACAUGGACGCAAUAACGUUCUGACAGUCGCUUUUGAAGACUUCCGAUGAAUACCGGGUCGCUGCUUUUUGUUGAAACACGCCAUAUGUGGCUUUGCUAGCUUCUCCUGUCCUUAAAUUUGACAACACCCAUGCGCGCGCGUGUCAGAAGUGACCAUGCUAACGACCGUUAGCAUCUACUACUAGCUAUGCUAUUCGACUCUUAGAGUUUACUACUACAAUUAUUAUUUGUAGGUUUUAGUCGGCGCUUAUUUGACAGUUUAUUCCCGCGAAAAGGGACGAAGACAUGGGACUGCACCCGCUGGAAUUCAGUGAAUGCUAUCUGGACAGCCCCAGCUUCAGGGAGAAAAUUAAGGCUCACGAAGCAGAGCUGGAGAAAACCAACAGGUUCAUCAAGGAGCUCUACAAGGAUGGCAAGAACCUCAUCAACGCCACGAAACAGCUGGGGAUGGCACAGCGCAAGUUUGCCCAAUGCCUUGGAGAGUUUCAGUUUGAGUACAUUGGAGACGCAAAAACUGAUGAUGAGCGGUGCAUCGAUGAGUCAUUGCAGGAGUUCUCCUCAUUCCUCAAGAACCUGGAAGACCAAAGAGAGCUGAUGAUGAGAAACAUCACAGAGACCCUCAUGAAACCCCUGGAGAAGUUCCGGAAAGACCACCUCGGCACAGUAAGGGCGGAGAGGAAAAAGUAUGAGAAAGAAACAGAGAAGUACUACAGCUCGCUGGAAAAGCUUCUGAACAUGUCUGCAAAGAAGAAAGAGCCCCAGCUACAAGAGGCAGACAUCCAGGUGGAAACCAUGAGGCAGCACUUCCAGGAGGAGUCGCUGGACUACGUGUGCAAGCUGCAAGAGAUCCAGGAGAGGAAGAAGUUUGAGUGCGUGGAGCCGAUGCUGGCUUUCUUUCAGACAGUCUUCACUUUUUACCACCAGGGUUUUGAGCUCGCCAAGGACUUCGACCAUUAUAAACGAGCACUACAGAUCAAUAUUCAGAAUACAAGGAGUCGGUUUGAGGGAGCGCGCUCCGAGGUCUACGAGCUCAUGAAAAGGAUCCGGGAGGCGCCUCAAGACUACAGACAGACAAGUGCCAUCAGCUGUGAAGGCUACCUCUAUGUCCAGGAAAAACGGCCGCCCCCCUUUGGUUCCAGUUGGGUGAAACGUUACUGCACCUUUGUCAAAGAGCAGAAAAUCCUGCAUAUGGUGACUUUUGACCACAGAUCUGGUGGAAGGAGUGGUGAGACUGAGUCGGUCACUCUCAAGUCUUGCCUCCGCAAAACGACAGAUAUGUUGGACCGUCGGUUCUGCUUGGAGCUGGACAUUACGGAUCGGCCAGGAACGGCACUCACAGUGCAGGCUCUUUCAGAGGGCGACCACAAGUUUUGGAUGCAGGCCAUGGGUGGGAAGGAACCUAUUGGACACUAUCUUGGAAGGACCUGUUCUAAGGAGAGAGGAAUUGAUGCCCAGCUGGAUGAGUUGGGCUUGAAUUUUGUGAAGAACUCCAUCAGCGCCAUAGAAACAAGAGGUAUAAACGACCAAGGCCUGUACAGAGUUGUGGGAGUAAGCUCCAAGGUCCAGAAGCUCCUCUCAUUAAUGAUUGACGAGAAGACCUCCGAAGUGGAUCUGUCUACCAGCGAGGACUGGGACGUCAAGACGAUAACGAGCGCACUGAAGCUGUAUCUGAGGAGCCUUCCUGAGCCACUGAUGACCUACGGGCUUUACAAAGAGUUCAUCAGCCCUGCGAAGGGCGGCAGUCCAGAGUCUCGCAUCCAGGCUGUCCACUGCUUGGUCCACAAGUUACCGGAGAGGAAUCGUCAAGUCCUGGGGCUGUUUAUGAAGCAUCUGGCCAACGUGGCCGCCCACAGUAAACAGAAUCUGAUGACUGUGGCGAAUCUGGGUGUGGUGUUCGGCCCGACGCUGAUGAGGCCUCAGGAGGAGACGGUCGCCGCCAUCAUGGAUCUGAAGUUCCAGAACAUCGUGGUGGAGAUCCUCAUUGAGCACCAUGAAAAGAUCUUCGCAGACGCUCCCGAGUCGUGCCUCCUUUCACCGGCCGCCCCAGUCUUCUGUGCUCCAACCAGACAGUCCAAGAAGCUGAAUCGACAGAACCGUCCCCUAGCUGUCUACAAUCCACAAGCUCUGGACAUUCAGACCGUGUGCGACACCUCCAAUCUCGCAACGGACGAAACAUCUAUGGGCAGCAAUGAGUCUGUGUCAUCUCAGUCUUCGUCCACUUCGGUGCCGGAGAUGGUGUUGGAGAGGAGCGACCACGUCCCGCUCAGCGCCAGCCUCUCCUCAGGCAGCAACUCCAGAGCGUCCACCGCAGCAGCCACCUGGUUAGGAGAUGGCCAGCAUGCUGCCACACCUGACAAAGAAAAGCCACAAGAGAGCAGCAGGAAAGCCAAGGCGGUGUACCCGUGCGAGGCCGAGCACGAUUCGGAGCUCUCCUUCCAGGUUGGCGCAAUUUUCAGUGCCGUGACCCAGUCGAGAGAGCCUGGCUGGCUGGAGGGGGAACUGGAGGGCAAGAGGGGCCUUAUCCCUGAGAACUAUGUGGAGAUGCUGUAGCCUCCAAAUGGACACAAUUAUUCAUAUUAUUAUUAUGUGCACGGGCCUUUGCAGUCACGGUGGAGCCUCAUUCACCAGAGUGUUCUCUCAAGGCAUGGACUUGAUGUGAAAUAGAUGCCUGCGUACUUUAUGCCAUGCAUGCUGGCCGUCAGAGAGGAGACCACAUGGGGUUUUAUUCCGCCGCACUGCUGUAAACCCAGGUAGCAUAUUUUUGCUCCACCCACUUAUACAUGGUAUCCAUGACGAGCCCCUCUCACAGCAGCAUUCUGUCCCAAUGUGCCUUUGUAGUGUAGACGGGUAUGAAUGGCCAUAAAUCACAGGGUUCUCACUUUUACUGCUACUUUCUCACUCGAGGCACCUUGCUUUUGGCUUCUUCUGCGCUUCACUUGCAUGACUUCAACGGGCGCUGAUGCUGUAGUUUUCAUUCAAACCCAAAGGUAGCGACAUUAAGCUAGCUGGCAACCUUCUCCCCAUCCAUGCUAAUGUCAAAGAUCAGCAGCUGGGUUUCACAUCACUUCUCACACGUUCAUUUGAAGAGACAAACAUACCUGCAUGCCAAAGAUCAAGCACUCUUGGUAGAAUUGCUUUGCAAAAGCUACAACAGAGUGGCACAUCCUCUGUUUGCAGCAAGCACAACUCAAUGAUCUGGUCGCAAAAACUACAACAGAGUGAUACAUCUUUUGUUGGGUAAUCUUUAGUUGCAAAAACAACCUCAAAGUGAUAAAUCUUUUGUUGGGUAAUUGCAAAUACAAAGAUCAUCAUCACUCGGUAGUAGUUUUUACAAAUACAGAUGACUCAACAAAAGACCUGUCACUAUGUUGUUGUUUUUGUAAAUACAACAGAGGAUGAACCACUCUUGUGUAGUUUUCUGGACUCUAAACUAUCCAACCAAAGAUGUCUGACUUUGUUGUAGUUUUUGAGUGGUGUAUCUUUUGUUGGGUGAUCUCUAUUUGCAAAAACAACAACUUUCAUUGGGUAAUGCAGUAUGUAGUCCAUAAAGCUACAACAAGAGUGGCCCAUCUUCUGUUGGGCGAUCUUUGUAUUUACAUAAACAACAACAAAGUAAUACAUCUUUUGUUGGGUAAUGUGUAGUUGCAAAAACUACAACAGAGUGAUACAUCUUGUUGGAUUACCAAUAUUUGCAAAAACGACAACAAAGUGAUAAGUCUUUAAUUGGGAAAUAUGUCGUCCCGAAAACUACAAGAGUCAUCCAUCUUCUGCUGCAUCAUCAUCAUUUGCAAAAAGUACACCAGAGUGAUACAUCCGCAGGAAAGUUUCAAAGCAGGCAAAACUAUCUUUUUCAAAUGUGUGCACUUGUUUGGUUUUUGAGCUGCUAAUAAUGUAGAUGCAAGUAUUGAAUUCAACGCACCCAAAUGUUUUGGAUCAGAAUCAGCUCUGGUUUUGUAGUCAGUGCAGUCCUCUCCAAGUCAGAGAUGCUUUUUCAGGGCUGAAUGAGAAGACAAGCAGCAUGCAUUGACAUUAUUCUUCAUAUUAUUAUCAUUAUCAUUAUUAUUAUUAUUAUUAUUAUUAUUAUUAUUAUGGGAAGUGUUUUUGUUGUUUUUAAGCUUGUUUUAAACUUUGCUCAGUUCCUCGCUGAGCAGAGAAAUGAGACACUCCUGCAAAAUGUCUGAUUUAACAUGAUUUUAUUUUCUUUAUAUUUCACUACCAAAAUAGAUGAUUUUAUUAUGAAUAAGAUAUUAAAAUACAGUAUUUACAAAGUUUUUUUUGUUGUUUUUUUUUCCCUUUCUGUGUAUGUACCAAGUUUAUUUCACAAGGUUGAAGAUGUUGGAAAGGUGGAAUGUUUUAAGCACGUCACAAUCCAUCACUCGCACAGACAACAAUUCACUUCACAUUUAUUGGAGAUUUUUUUUUGUUUUCACUGGCGGUUGCAAUAAUAAUUUAAAAGUGUUGAUUUGUGGUGUUUGUAAAGUGCCUUGACUUCAUUUUUAUACCUACAGGGCAUCGUCUUGUUAAAUAAUGUGAAAUAAAAUGUCUACUUUACUCUUUAACAUG